GAGUGGGAUGAGCAGAGCAGAUGCUGCAAUGAGAUGCCAAAGCGGCUCCCCUUCCUCUGUGCCUUGGGUGCCUAUAAAUUGCUCCGGCGCGCGUUUGUCAGCCUCCUCUUCUCCUGGCAGGUGGUACCCAGGCAGAAUUCUGCCUUCAGUCUCUCUCUCGCUCCGCUCCCGGCCGUGAGGCGCUCGCCGCUGCUCGCUCGCUCCUCCGCCCCAGCCCAGAGCCUCGCCGAGCCGCCCGUGCCCGCCGCCGCCGCCUCUGGGUGCACCCCGGGGACGCCCGGGCCCGCGCGGGGCUUUGGGGUGCGCGUCUAUUCGAGUUGUGGUGGUGGCAAAGAAGGAAGAGAGAAAGGAGGCAGGAAAAAAAAAGGCAGCGGACGGGCGAACUGAGCGAGCGAAAGAAGAGGAGGAGGAGGCAGAAAAAGGCAACUUCAGACGGAAAGUUGGUGCGAACUGGCGCAGUCUGCAAAAACGGAAAAGUCGAUCGCGGGCGGCGGCGGCAUAAAAGUGUGAGCGGCCCGGGCGAGCGCAGGAGGCGGCGGCUGGCUCUGCCCUCCCGGUGGCCGCGCCGGCGCCGGCGGCAGCCACAGGUGCGAAGGAGCUCGCGGGAGGCGAGGGAGCCCCGCGCACCCCUCCCCCGGCCCCCACCCCGGGCUCGGGACUUCGGCUCAAGUCACUAGGCGCCCGCGCUCCCUCCCCAGCCGCAGCCUCCGCGGGGGGAGCAGGAGUCGGCAGCAGCGGCCGGCGCGCGCCUGCCCAGGGGAGUUGGGGUUCGCAGGGGGUUGUUUUCGGCUCUGAAGAGGUCCCCGCCCAACCUUCAAAAUUUUGUCCAAAAGCAGACAAGAGGAUCGCCCCGCGCUGAGCCGGCUGGUGGGCAGCAGGAGGCGCCUGAUCGCCGCCGGGGCGCUGGGGGUGGUGAUGGUGCUGCUGCUGGUGAUCCUCAUCCCGGUGCUGGUGAGCUCGGCCGGCACGUCGGCGCACUACGAGAUGCUGGGCACCUGCCGCAUGGUCUGCGACCCCUACGGGGGCACCAAGGCGCCCAGCACGGCCGCCACGCCCGACCGCGGCCUCAUGCAGUCCCUGCCCACCUUCAUCCAGGGCCCCAAAGGCGAGGCCGGCCGGCCCGGGAAGGCGGGUCCGCGCGGGCCCCCCGGAGAGCCAGGGCCGCCGGGCCCCAUGGGGCCCCCGGGCGAGAAGGGUGAGCCGGGCCGCCAAGGCCUGCCAGGCCCGCCCGGGGCUCCCGGCCUGAACGCGGCCGGGGCCAUCAGCGCCGCUACCUACAGCACCGUGCCCAAGAUCGCCUUCUACGCCGGCCUCAAGCGGCAGCACGAAGGGUACGAGGUGCUCAAGUUCGACGACGUGGUCACCAACCUCGGAAACCACUACGACCCCACCACCGGCAAGUUCACCUGCUCCAUCCCGGGCAUCUACUUCUUUACCUACCACGUCCUGAUGCGCGGAGGGGACGGCACCAGCAUGUGGGCUGAUCUCUGCAAAAACAACCAGGUGCGUGCUAGUGCGAUUGCCCAAGAUGCUGAUCAGAAUUACGACUAUGCCAGUAACAGUGUGGUUCUUCAUUUGGAGCCGGGAGACGAAGUCUAUAUCAAAUUAGAUGGCGGGAAAGCCCAUGGAGGAAACAACAACAAAUACAGCACGUUUUCUGGAUUUAUUAUUUAUGCUGACUGAUGAUGAUGCAGAAACUAAGCUUAUUGUUCUGAGUUUGAACAAUGGAUUCGUAUGGCUAACGUCAGUGAAUCAAGGAUCCCAAGGGAUGCCAAUUGCGGGGCACCUCAGUUGUGUAUAUGUGGGGAAAUCAAAUGCUACCUGACUCACAUCUGUAUCACUCAGAAACAUUAUGUAAAAAUAUCAAAGCAAGAUAAACAGAUGUGUGAUCCACAACCGCCAAAGCAAAUACUCCUAUCGUUAGUGUCCAUGUGAAUGAAGUCCUAUAUAGAUCACAAAUUUUUAUAGACAAAUCUAAGACAUUGAAUUAUUUCUUCAAUAUAUAUGAUACUUUGGUGUACUGUGAUCUUGCUGCUUUUAUCCAUAUGUCAGCUUUGGUUCUUGUGAGUUUACCUGCUUAUUAUGAUACUUGGAGUCCAUUCAUAGUGUGGGGAAGAACGAUUUUUACCCUGCAGGAGAAGGUCUAAUUGAAAUAAUGCUGCUUGUCCCCAAAGAAAUUGUUUGCCUUGUACUCUUGUUAACUUUAGAGCUAGACCUGGGAAUGAUUCAACUUCAAGCCUUAACCUGGAAUUUUCUGGAUUUGAGGGAAUUCCCAAGCCUAUGAUCAUUUUCACAUUUUCUUUUUCUUGUAUGAAUUUUCUUUUCUCUCUUUUCUGGUGAUAGUCUUUAAAAAUAGAGAUUGACAGUGUAUCAUAGGAUUACCCUGCAAGUGUGAAAAUGUGUAAUUAUGUACGGUAUUUAGAAAAAGCCCUUAUGUGUCCAUUUUGUCAACUGAAUACAUUUAGAUUCACUGGGAAAGUCAGAGAAAUGCAUUCUUCAGUAUCAAAUCAAACCAAGGCUUUUGCCAUCUUUGGAAGAAAAGAUUAUUCAUAACCCAAUGCACAAAGGUUUAAUUUGAGCUGCUGCAUAUGUCACCAAGGGGACACUAGGUAAAGCCUUCAAAUGGUUACUACAAGUCUGUGGCCUGAGGUUAUUUCAAAAUUAACAAUUUCACAUAUAACCAAUAUGACAACAGAGUGUUUAUAUUUUAUACAAGUAUCUGCUACACACACUCACACACACACACACACGUUAGAUGAAAUGUUUUAUAUACACAUAAAACAUGUAUACAUAUGUGGCUUUAUUCUAUAGGGUACAGUGGCUGUACUGCCUCAAAAUUUUAAUAUAAAAAGUAUAUGCAUAUAUAUAUACACACAAACCUGCAUAAAUUAUUUAACUUCUUUUGGGUUGAAAGAUAUUUUGAAUGACAACAUGUGAAGUAGCAAAAACAAUUAAAAUGGAUUCUCUUUAAGAGUUCUCCAGAAAAUUAAUUUUAUGAGGUUAAAAUGCCCUUUAUUUCACAGGUCUGUAAGGUAAGGCUAUGGUUACUGUAUGACCAUACGCCAAUCAAUACUGUAACUGCAUUCCAUGGCAGACUGUUAAUAGGAGGACUGCAGAUGCCAAGUGGCUCUCCUUCGCAGUGUUUAUGAAUUACAUGCAUUGGAGCUAUCAUUUUUUUUCUUUUUUCUCAGGUGGAUUUAAGCUGACAGUACAGUAGAUUUGGAGAGUAAUACAAAUCCUUUCUUUCUGGUUAGAACACACUGCCAAAAGCCAUUUCUUUCAUCUAAGGAAAAGAUUAAAAAUGCAUGUUGAUAUCUCCUAACUAUCACACAACUUCCACGAUUACAAUGAAAAAUCUGUUACCCUUCCAAUUGCCUUUGAAGACUCUUUGACAAGUAGAUUUCAAAAACAGAGAUUUAAAAAAAAAAUCUGCUUGCUUUACUGGUGAGGACAUUUGCAUUUUUUAUUUAAAGGAAUUAAUUUGUUCUCCUGGCUCCUUCCUCUUUGGUACUUUCUAUUCCAAUACACAGAAAGCCUCAUCAUCUUUGAGCAGCAGAAAUAUCUUUUAUUUACCGAAGCUCAACUUUCCAAGAGGUAUGCAUGGUGUUCCUAUCUGAAGGUGAUGUUAGCUCUGUUGAAAUGCCUGGGUCUGAGUAACUGUCAUGAUUUAUAUGAUUAAAAACAGACACUUCAUCAAGAAUAAUGACUAAUUCUAAUUGGCCUUUGUGAUAGGUAAGAUAACUCAUAAAUGAAUCACAAUGGAUUUUAUUUCAAAUUAACAAUAUAUAUUUAUCAAAGAGGAAUUGGCAGCAAGGGUUUGGAUAAUAUUUGUAGGUUCCAAAUAGCAUAGUGAGGAUUCAACCAAAAGAUUAAUUUAUAAGUAGCAGUCAGUGCCCAUCACCUAAGUGUUUUAACUAAGAGUUUUUAAAAAUGCUUUAUUUACACAAACUAUCAGGGCUGGAUACCUUUUAAAGAGUAGGCUCUAGUAUCGAGCUGUCAUUUCCAAUAGAUCUGACCUUUUCUUCAGAUAAAUAAGCAUGAUUUUCUCUGUGUAGGGCCAAGGAAAAACAAAAGGUAAAGGAAAUAAAGGGAAUAUAUAUAAGGCAAACAUUUCUCUUUUUUUUUUUUGCAUUAUAUCUUAUCAAUUAAUUAAAUUGUGGCCUUUGUUAUUAUAAAUGUAAUGAUUCAUUAAACUAUAUUAUGUAAUAUA
This is a messenger RNA of Cebus imitator (Panamanian white-faced capuchin), 4210 nucleotides long. RefSeq names its product complement C1q like 3 (gene C1QL3). The transcript has 2 exons. NCBI's taxonomy places the organism in Eukaryota, Metazoa, Chordata, Mammalia, Primates, Cebidae. Gene Ontology annotation, molecular function: protein binding. The record is from RefSeq and is a predicted model, not a curated record. Bases 916 to 1683 code for a protein of 255 amino acids.